Molecule: messenger RNA, 811 nt
Organism: Leucoraja erinaceus (little skate)
Lineage: Eukaryota; Metazoa; Chordata; Chondrichthyes; Rajiformes; Rajidae
Product: galectin-2-like
Exons: 4
Coding region: 186-587 (133 amino acids)
Molecular function (GO): carbohydrate binding
Source: RefSeq, a predicted model, not a curated record
CUUUAAUCUUUGAUUAUCACCAAUUAAUUGGAGGCGGAUGGACGUUGGAAUCAGCUGGGUCACUGAUCAAUGAUUAACACUGGGGCUGGGUGUCUGGUUAUCUGGUAUUUAUACGCUGCUGGCCUUGGAGAAGUACAAUUUCCGUUACAGCAAUCAACGCAGCAGUAGCAGCGGGACAGCGGACGAUGGCGCUUGAAAUCCGCAACGUUGAAAUGAAGGUGGGAGAUACCGUGAAGAUUAAAGGGAAGAUUUCAGAUGAAGCUGACAGGUUUGCGGUGAAUCUGGGCAGCGACGCUGACCACAUCGGCCUGCACUUCCAGCCCCGCUUCCACGACUGUGAUGACGGAGCGGUCAUCGUCUGCAACUCCAAGUGUGCAGGUUGCUGGGACAGUGAGCAGCGGGAACAUGACUUCCCCUUCAACAAGGGCGACAAGUUCAAAAUGAGCAUCACAUUCAAGGGCGAUGUCUUUGCGAUUAAGCUCCCCAAUGACUCCGUGAUCGAGUUCCCCAACCGCUUAUCCCUGGAGACGGUCACUUUUGUCUCGGUGGAUGGAGACUUCAAGUUGGUCUCGUUCGGCUGCAGAUGAGAGGCUUUGAGAUGAAGGGUCAAAAGCAGGCACUGAAGAGAAAAUGACCCCGUCUGCUCGUGGCAGAUGCUACAAUAGUUUAAUUGGCUCUGGGAUUCUAGAUUUGAGUCCAGCCCUUCUGAUGAGAAUGCACGAAAUUUAAUUUGAUCACUUGUGGUCAGAAAGAUCUCCGAUCUGUUGUAAUCACUUUACUUGCCCAAGAAUAAAAAGUGUGGUGUAAUGGU